Messenger RNA from Cynara cardunculus var. scolymus (artichoke), 2373 nucleotides. Its product is annotated as low affinity sulfate transporter 3-like. The record is from RefSeq and is a predicted model, not a curated record. Gene Ontology annotation, biological process: transmembrane transport. Bases 164 to 2176 code for a protein of 670 amino acids. NCBI's taxonomy places the organism in Eukaryota, Viridiplantae, Streptophyta, Magnoliopsida, Asterales, Asteraceae. Gene Ontology annotation, cellular component: membrane. The transcript is spliced from 12 exons. Gene Ontology annotation, molecular function: secondary active sulfate transmembrane transporter activity.
AAAACAGCAUAAAUGUAGGUUGUGUCCUUUAGUAUCUGUAGCAUGUUCUUGGUUAUUUUUGAGUCAUUCGAUCUGUAUCUAUAUUCUCUUGGAAACUGCUUUGCUUUGAUAUGAUUUAAGUCUCACACCUGGGUUUUCCCAAACACUUCAAAGAAACAAAAGCAUGGCUGCGUCAUUGCCAACUGCUGUUUCUGCUUCUGCUGCAAAUGAUCAUGUCUUACCUGGUGAAGCACAUGAGCAUUUGCAGCUUAGUUCUGAGGACCGGCAACGGAUCACUGAACGGACCAAAUGGGUUCUUGAUUCGCCUGACCCUCCUGGUUUUCGCCAAGAGUUUCUUGGUUCCUUCAGAAAUACUGUUUUUUGUAGCAAAAACAAGAAACUCAGUUCGUCGCAACCUCCAUUGGCAUGUUUUGGGUCGUUUCUACGUUCUGUAUUUCCGAUACUGAACUGGGCUAGGGACUACAAGGCUUCCAUGUUCAAGAAUGACUUGCUUUCAGGGUUAACCCUUGCCAGCCUAUGCAUACCUCAGAGCAUCGGGUAUGCUGCUUUAGCGCAACUUAAACCUCAAUAUGGCCUAUACACUAGCGUUGUACCUCCUUUGAUAUAUUCAACUAUGGGGACUUCACGUGAGUUAGCCAUCGGUCCCGUAGCUGUGGUGUCACUGCUAAUAUCUGCCAUGGUCUCGAAAGUGGUGAAUCCUAUAACUGAUCCUGUAUCCUACAAUAAGCUUGUGUUCACUGUCACCUUCUUCACCGGCACAUUCCAAGCUCUUUUUGGACUGUUCAGGCUGGGUUUUCUUGUGGAUUUUCUUUCACAAGCAGCUAUAGUAGGGUUCAUGGCAGGUGCAGCCAUUGUUAUAGGUCUCCAACAGCUCAAAGGUUUGCUUGGCAUCAGCCAUUUUACCACGAAAACUGAUGUUGUCUCUGUGUUGAUUUCUGUUGCCAAAUCACUCCACACUUCAUGGUACCCUCAGAAUUUUAUCCUUGGAUGGUCAUUCCUCAUCUUCAUCUUAAUCACGAGAUUUAUUGGAAAAAGGAACAGAAAGUUAUUCUGGUUACCUGCAAUUGCUCCUCUAGUAUCAGUUAUUCUGUCCACCCUGAUAGUAUAUCUAACAAGAGCAGAUGAACAUGGAAUUAAAAUAAUCAAACACUUCAAAGGGGGAUUGAAUCCAAGUUCAGUUAACCAGUUGCAGUUCAAUAGUCCACACCUCAGAGAAGCAGUCAAAAUCGGGCUAGUUUGUGCCAUCAUCGCUCUAACGGAAGCUGUGGCAGUUGGCCGAUCUUUUGCUACAAUAAAAGGGUACAACAUGGAUGGAAAUAAAGAAAUGAUAGCCAUGGGUUUCAUGAACAUUGCUGGAUCCAUGUCUUCUUGCUAUGUUGCAACAGGUUCAUUUUCACGGACUGCUGUCAACUUUAGCGCUGGCUGUCAAACCGCUGUAUCUAAUAUAGUCAUGGCUAUCACGGUGCUUAUAUCAUUACAACUGUUAACAGGGCUAUUAUACUACACUCCGAUUGCUAUACUGGCCUCGAUAAUCUUAUCUGCGCUCCCUGGAUUGAUCAACUAUACUGAAGCUUACAAUAUUUGGAAAGUCGACAAAUUAGACUUCUUGGCUUGCGCCGGAGCUUUCUUUGGUGUGUUGUUUGCUUCAGUAGAGAUAGGUCUAAUGGUUGCGGUUGCUGUUUCCUUUGCUAAGAUUAUCCUUAAUGCUCUACGACCGCGUGUUGAAGAACUAGGGAGGCUACCCGGAACAGAUAUCUUCUGUGAAGUGGAUCAAUAUCCUGUGGCUCAUGCAGUUCCAGGCAUUCUAAUAAUCCGACUCAAUUCUGGCUUGCUAUGUUUUACAAAUGCAAAUCCCCUCAGAGAUAGGAUAUUGAAUUGGGUGACCGAAGAGAACGGAAAAGAAGCUACAAAAAGUCCUAUUAGUGGAAUAAUUCUCGACAUGUCGAGUGUGACAAACAUUGAUUAUGCCGGAAUUCUAGCACUGGAAGAAACUAACAAGAAGUUGCUUUCAGGAGGCAUCAAAUUAGCUAUUGCAAGCCCAAGAUGGCAAGUGAUUCACAAGCUAAAAGUAGCAAAGUUCGUAGAUAAAGUUGGAAGAGACUGCAUCUUCCUCACAGUUUGUGAAGCUGUGGAUUCCUUUGUUGGUUCCAAGUUCACUGGUCCUGGCAAUUGUUGAUCAUGGCCUGUACUCAUGCUACUAWUGAACGAGGUUUGAUACCUAAAUCUUUUGGUUAUAGAAGCCAAACUCAUCUGAUAUGUAAGAAGGGACUUCAAUCAUGUAUACUAUGUUAGUUUCUGUUGACUGUUUGAGUGAAUAAUAAGAACACAACAAUGGGUAUCUUAGACCGCACAACUGUUCUUCUUGAUCAUGAA